UUCUCAGUCUCAGUCCUUCCUCACAAUUUCGUGCGCCUCGUCACCCGGCAAUCUCUCCGCCGGCGACGGGAGACGAGAGACGAGACAACAUGCCAGACCCUCUUCUGCACCCGAGCCUUCUCGCAGGCGUGGAGUGAAGAAGCGAAUGAUCCCGACUUUGAUAUGUUUCUUCUUUUACUGGUGAUGUUGCAAUCAAAUCCAAAUCUAACCGAGCUCUCCACAGAUUACGCCAGUGUUCUUCAGCGCGCAAGAUCGAUUUCAGUUGACCCCACAAGAGUCGCCGCAGUUUAUAUUCCAAGAAUCUUUUAGGGGGAUUCAGUUGAACCUCCAUGCCCGCGCUGAGACUUCCCCUGGAAAUCAAGAUUCAAGAACCAUCUCCAUCAAUGGAUGACGCGGGAGGGGACAUACUCCCGUCUCUCGGCCGCGUGCGCCUCGGUGAUCUCGCGGCCGUCGAGGGCCUCGCUUCCGACAGCUACAAGAUAUGCGUAUCGACACUGAUGCAGUCGCUGGCUCAGUACUCGGCAGCCAUCAUCCAGCUGCCUCCGGCCGAUGCUGCCCUCUUAAGGUCUGGUCUGGACUCGGCUCGCCUCUUCUUCCACCAGUGAGUGUAUGAUUCGGUGGGCGAUGUUGUCCAUUCGGAUGACGCCCGCGAGUGGAAGACAUCUUGUUACUACGCAGAUCCUCAAAUGUGGCUGGAAAUGUAUGAUUAUAGGCCUGGUGUUAGUGUCAGAGAGCAUGGUGGCGCAAUGGAAUUGUCUCCGUCUGGGCUGCCCGACAUAUUUUCAAUGCUUGGGAAAGUUUGCCGAGAUAUCUUGGAUGCGGUUAGCUUCUCACUGAAUCUCCGUAGUUGUGUGUUUACUGAGAUACUCGGCAACAUGCCAUUGAGAAGCCAGGAAGUGUCGUCCUCUGUUCUUUCAGCAUGUUGCCAUUCGAGGCCAUCAUUUGAAGAAGCACAGCAGCAUGGUAUUGCUUCUCCUGAUGACAGUCAAUUGCUCGUGUUUUCUGAGCAGGAGCAACAGAUCGACAAGGCUUUGCUUACACUAGUUAAGUCUGAUAGGUCAGGCUUAUAUAUCAAGGACUUGCAUGGGCGCUGGAUUCUUGUUGAUGGGGACCUUGGUCCACAUGAUAUUGUUGUAUAUCCUGGCCUUGCACUUUAUCAGGAAACCUCUGGCUAUGUAAAUCCAGCUGUGCACAAGACAGAGGUUGGAAAUUUGCAGGAAUGUAUGUUUGGGCGUUGUUCUUUGGCGUUUAAGCUCACACCGAGAUUUGUUGCUAGGCCUGGUGGUUCAGAGAUGGGAGCUGCUGGUCAUGGUGUUGAUACUCAGUUUCAGGCCCCCAUAACAGUUACUGAGUUCAUGCAAACAAAUCGUUCCGCUGAUCAACUUUUUCCCAAGAACAAUGAAUCAUCAUCCCAGUCAGAGCAGGAUGGAGCCAAUCUCUGUAAAUCUAUAUGUGCUACCAACCCUGGAUACUUUUUGACUUGCCAAGGUUGGCCAGUAGUCUGAUGAUCUCGCCACAUGUUUGAGGAGCUGAUCAUGUACUGACACCCAGACACCGUUGACAUAUAUACCCGUAGUGUUCAGCUCGUGUAGUUAGAAACUACCUUGUGAACUGUAGAUGGUAAAUGGUUGCUGCUUCAUGGCCCUACUUCACCGUGCGGUCGUGUUGCAGAUAUGGCGGCAAACUUGGAGAUCUUGGGCUUCUAGCUGUGUGAUGAAACUCUUCAUUUGGUUGGCCAUCUAGGAGCCUGGACCUUGUAGCGAGGAGACCAUGCAGCACCUUCCGAGCGGCCAAAUCUGGUAUGAGGAACUGUUCGACAAGUUUUAUUGAGUCGACUGACAAGGCCUUCAAU
Messenger RNA from Triticum urartu, 1852 nucleotides. NCBI's taxonomy places the organism in Eukaryota, Viridiplantae, Streptophyta, Magnoliopsida, Poales, Poaceae. The record is from RefSeq and is a predicted model, not a curated record.